GGAGGGGCGGACGCGGAGCCGCCCUGCUCCCCGCCCGGUCCCGGCCCGCGCGGCAGGAGGGCGCACGCCCCGAGCGGCGAGGCCGGCCGCAGAGGCCUCUCGGCCCUGCCCCGUCGGUCGGCCCGGCGGUGCCGGGUGCAGGCGAGGCGCCGCAGGGACGGCGGGCGGCCGGGGCGUAGGGCGGCCUGACCAGCCUCCAGGCCGUGCUCGGGCGCGCCCCGCCCCGCCGCCGCCCGAACAGUUGUUGACAACGGCGUCCGGGCCUGCCCUGCGCGGCCCUGCGCGCCAGACGGAGCGACUCGCGCGCGGCGCAGAGCCCUUCUUUGGCUGGAAGACCCUUUUUGCGGGGGGGCUCUUGUAUGCGGCGUGGGCCCGGCGUGCAGCUCGGAGAGACGGUCUUCACCGCGAGUGCGAGGAGCUCCCAACCUCGGUUCCCUCCCAGGCGUAGCAGGCGGGUGUCGUGGAGUGAAUGAGCACACCGAAAGUGAAUAAACUUAAUUGAGAAUGUCUGAAAACCUUGACAAGUCCAAUAUCAAUGAAGCAGGAAAAUCAAAAUCAAAUGAUUCUGAACAAGGCCUCGAAGAUACUGUGGAAGGUUCUGAAGAAGCUUUACAGAAAAAAAUAAAGUCGGGCUCUCCCAGCACCCAGAGAGUGCAAAGACCUCACUCUAGUCCUCCUCGAUUUGUGACGGUGGAAGAACUUUUAGAGACAGCGAAAGGAGUCACUAACAUGGCUCUAGCCCAUGAAAUUGUUGUAAACGGAAACUUUCGGAUUAAACCAGUUGAAUUACCAGAAGACAGCUUGGAGAAGAGAGUAAAGGAUAUUGUACAUAAAGCUUUUUGGGAUUGCCUGAGUGUCCAGCUCAGUGAAGACCCCCCAGCCUAUGACCAUGCCAUCAGACUGCUUGGAGAGAUCAAAGAGACUCUCUUAUCUUUCUUGCUGCCUGGUCAUACUAGACUGAGAAACCAGAUAAGAGAAGUCUUGGAUCUGGAUCUGAUAAAGCAGGAGGCAGAGCAUGGAGCCCUAGACAUUUCCAAGCUGGCAGAAUUCAUUAUUGGCAUGAUGGGGACACUGUGUGCACCUGCUCGAGAUGAGGAAGUGAAGAAACUCAAGGACAUUAAGGAAAUAGUGCCCCUUUUCAGGGCAAUUUUUUCUGUGCUGGACCUAAUGAAGGUGGACAUGGCGAACUUUGCGGUCAGUAGCAUUAGGCCGCACCUUAUGCAGCAGUCGGUUGAAUAUGAAAGGAAGAAGUUCCAGGAGCUUCUGGAGAAGCAGCCCACCUUGUCUUCCACAGAUUCCCUGGACUUUGUCACCCAGUGGCUGGAAGAAGCCACCGAUGACCUUAUGAAUCAGAAGCAUAAACACGCCCUGCCAGCUGGGGGAGGGGCCGCUGGCUCCGGAGACGCUCCCAGGCCAGACCCUGUGGCUGUCCAGGAUUAUGCGUACCUGAAGCUUCUGAAAUGGGACCACCUCCGGAGACCUUUCCCUGAAACGGUUUUGAUGGAUCAGGCUCGCUUCCAAGAGCUCCAGCUGCAGCUGGGGCACCUGACCGUGCUGGGGGCCGUGUUGCUGGUCACUUUCAGCAUGGCAGCCCCAGGAGUCUCUAGCCAGGCCGACUUUGCCGAGAAACUCAAGACAACUGUGAAGAUUCUGCUGACAGAUAUGCAUCUGCCCUCCUUCCAUCUGGAGGAUGCCCUGAGUGGCGUUGGGGAGAAAGUCUGCCUAGAGGUGAACAGCCACCUUGCCCUGUGUGGGUUCAGCCCCCUCACCACGGACAAGGAGACCGCGCUCAAGGGCCAGAUCCAGGCCGUGGCCAGUCCCGACGACCCCAUCCGCAGGAUCAUGGGUGAGAACCACACUGACGUGCAGUUUUAGUGAUCAACUGCAGUGGACGGAGGGAUAAGGACUUUUCUCUGUGAAGAAAGUUAUUAAUAAGUUUAACAUAACAGGCAUAUGACGUGCCCCGGCUGGCUGCCGAUUCUGAAUGGAUUACUCGGCAGCUCUGUUUUUGUGGCUGUGCUUAUUAUCAUUUCUCCAAGGCCUUAAAUUUCCUGGCAAUAGAGAUGUUGCCGCCACCAGCUUUCCUGGUGAGUUUCAAAGGAAUAGGUGUGUGCUGUGUGAUUUCCAGUGACCUUUUGGCGUGCCCUAAUUUGUAUGUAUAACAUUUGUAUUUCUUUUAAUUUUGAGGCAGGAUGGUAGAGUGGAAAGACUGGAAACAGUCAAGAAACCAGAGUUCUGAUCCCGUGUCUGUUACGUGCUAGCUAGGGCAAAUCAGGACCCCUUUCCAACACCUAUAGAAUGAAAGGCCUAGACUUAAGCUUUAAGCUUCUAUCCAAUUCUGACGUUCUGUGAUAAAUCUGACUUGAAUAACUUAAUUAGACUGCAUAGGAUUGUGCACAAAGCUCCUGAUUUGAAGAAAGAUCUGGGUUUGAGUCUUUCCUCUGUUGCCCUCUUACUGGUUGUCUGAUCCUGGGCCAGUCAGUCUCCCUUAAGCCUCAGUAUCUUCAUCUGUAAAACGGGGAACACUGCUCACACUGCCUGUGAGGAUUACGUGUGGUCAUGGAUAUUAGAAUGCGCUGUCCGUGGGAAAGGACUGUCAAUUGCUCUAACAACAGAGGAGAGCAUGUAACCCUCAGCCUGUAGGCGCACAUCUGUACGUGAUAGAUUGGGCUGUGGGUGUCCAGCUGCCCCUCAGGCAGGCACAUUUUGUAGGCCCACAGGGAAGGUUUUCCUCCUCUGCUGGCCCAAGACUGUUAUUUUCUUUCCUCAUCUGUUCUGUUCAAGAGCUGCAAUCUUGCCUUUCCUUAUCUCCCAACAUCCACCCACCCCCACCCCCCUGAUUUCUCUCCAUCUCCACCUCUGUGUUAUCUGAACUAAAUGGAGGCCUGUAUGAACAAAUGGAUGACUGAAUGGUAGUGGAUGACGGCUGUGAAACUCAUAUUUAAAGGCACUAUCUCAUUGAAAACACAAUCUAAAGAACUACAACGACGUCUGCAAUUGUGUAUUUAUAUUGGACUUUGUGUUAUAUAACUGUUUUAAUGGAUAGCCUUUUGUAUUCAUAGUAUUCAAAGUAACUUCAUGGGAUUGGGGAGGGGAAAGCCUUUAAGCCCAAUAAGCUCUAUUAACCUAUCAAAUGUUUGCUGAUACUUUCAAAAAUAGCUAGAGUCCUAGAAAAUGUGUCAGAAACCUAAACAGGCAGAAUUUUCCUUAAAACUGCCCCAAUGUGGGUUUCUGUCCUACCUGACUAGAUUGCCCUCUGCCCCUAAGCACCAGAACUCAUCUACAGGCCUGGCUGAUGGAGGGUCACUUGUUUAGUUUCGAGAUCAGAUGUGUCUGGAGUUAGUACAACUGUCAGAUUUCACUGUUUUUGCAGUUGUUUUAUCUAAACUAAACAUUGAGAACUUAAAGUGCAACUUCUGACUUAAAAGCAACCUUAAAAUUGAAGUAACACUCUCCUUCCUGUUGCCUCUGCUUUUUAAAGUACUGUCUUCCUUAUCAAAGCAGAACUUGGGUCAGGGCUCAGACAGGGAAGAAAAUUUAGUAAACUGCUGAAUUGUUUUUCUUGACUUUUAUUCCCCAAGUAUGGUAAGCUGACGCUUCUGUUGAAUAUUUAAGAUUUUUAGUUAGUAACAUAGUACCUGAGUUUUGUUACUUGUUAUGAAUUCUCUCUCAAGACUUCUGAAAUUUCUAUUAAAUAAAAUAUAGCUUCACUUGCUGAAUGUCACAGUUAAGGAAGAACUACCAACUUGAAUGAAGUUUGCUUUGGGAAUUGAAAUGUAAAAAACCAAAAUUUAUGAACAUGGUAAUUAUACUUUUUCUGUUGCGUAAAUGAACUCUUAGUUUCACAUAUUAAGUAUAGGCCAAUAGAGAGUUAUAAAAUUACCGAAUAAAUUCAUAAUUAUUGACCAAAGUGGUGUAUU
Molecule: messenger RNA, 3920 nt
Organism: Diceros bicornis minor
Lineage: Eukaryota; Metazoa; Chordata; Mammalia; Perissodactyla; Rhinocerotidae
Gene: TCP11L1
Product: t-complex 11 like 1
Exons: 10
Coding region: 505-1875 (456 amino acids)
Biological process (GO): signal transduction
Source: RefSeq, a predicted model, not a curated record